Molecule: messenger RNA, 1299 nt
Organism: Alternaria incomplexa
Lineage: Eukaryota; Fungi; Ascomycota; Dothideomycetes; Pleosporales; Pleosporaceae
Exons: 2
Coding region: 1-1299 (432 amino acids)
Biological process (GO): secondary metabolite biosynthetic process
Molecular function (GO): FAD binding
Source: RefSeq, a predicted model, not a curated record
AUGGCUUCCACGGGCUCGUCUUCGAAAUCCUACUCGCUCGCCGUAGUAGGCGGUGGGAUAUCCGGCCUCUGCCUCGCCAUAGGCCUCCUCCAGUACGAUAUCCCGCUUACGAUUUACGAAGCCGCACCACACUUUGGCGAAAUUGGUGCUGGGGUUGCGUUUGGACCUAAUGCCGGCCGUGCCAUGGAGCUCCUGUCUCCUAAAAUAUACCAGGCUUUCUUGAAAUGCAAGACAGGCAAUGCGGACAAUUCCAAGUCCGACUCAUGGUUCACGAUACGGGUGGGUGAUGCUAGGAAAGAAGACAAGGAAGGAUACGUGAGGGAAGGCAAGAAGGUCGGCGAUGCCCUGUUCGAUGUGCCUAUGCACUCGGGAGGAGGACGCGGCGGCGUGUACAGAGCCCACUUCCUUGACGAACUCGUCAAAGAGAUGCAUGACGGUGUUGCCAAAUUCGAUAAGAGACUUGUAGAGCUGGGCGAGGCUCAAGAUGGCUCUGGAGAUGUAGUGCUCACGUUCGCUGACGGUUCCACCGCACAACACAGCGCUGUAAUUGGAUGCGACGGCAUCAAGUCUUUAACGCGAAAGUGGCUAGUUGGGAGAGAUAACCCUGCCUCCAAGGCUGUAUUCUCCGGAAAGUACGCUUAUCGAGGGCUGAUACCUAUGGAUGAAGCUGUGGAGAUACUGGGCGAUGAUGCAGCGCGGAACAGCCAGAUGUAUCUUGGAUACCAUGGCCACUUGCUCACCUUUCCAAUUGCGCAUGGCAAAACGAUGAACGUGGUUGCAUUUAGCUCUCGCGAUACCUGGGAAGACGAGAAGUGGGUUGUGGCCACAUCGAAACAGGAAAUGGAAGACGACUUCCAAGGCUGGGGCCCACAUGUCACGAAGAUUGUCAAGGCCAUGCAGAAGCCAGACAUCUGGGCGCUGUUCGAGCAUCCACCCUGCGACACAUACACGAAGGGCCGCGUUUGCUUGCUUGGAGAUGCAGCGCACGCGACCACGCCUCACCAAGGGGCUGGUGCCGGCCAGUGUAUAGAAGACUCUUACAUCCUCGCCAAUCUGGUCAAGGACGCGAACGACGUCAAUGGUUUGCAGCGAGCAUUCAGCGCCUUCGACCAAGUCAGACGAGAGAGGACGCAGAAGAUCGUGAAAACAAGCCACGAAGCUGGUCAAAUGUAUGAAUUCGAACUGUUCGGGGACGACCUUGACAAAAUUGAGGAAAGCUAUAAGCAUAGAAUGCGAUGGAUCUGGGACAUUGACUUAGAGGCGCAAUUGGAGCAAGCGCAGCAGAUCAUGAAACAAUGA